AUGGCAACUCCACCACCCGUAAUCGUCGUCGGCUCCGGCCUAGCCGGCCUCUCCGCCGCCAGCACCCUCAUCUCACACCACAUCCCAGUGCAAAUGCUCGACCGCGCCCCCAAACCAGGCGGCAACUCCAUCAAAGCCUCGUCAGGGAUCAACGGUGCCGGGACAAAAUUCCAAGUCACCGACGACAGCGCAGAUAUCUUCUUCCAGGACACGCUCAAGUCCGCCGGUGACGCAUUCAACCGGGCAAGUAGCGACGAGCGCGCCCGGCGGGAGAAGCUUAUUUCCACGCUUGCGAGUCGCUCCGCGGACGCAGUGCACUGGCUCGUUGAUGGGAAGGGUGUCGAGCUGAGCCGAGUCGCGCAGUUGGGGGGACAUAGCGUCCCGCGGACGCAUCGGGGGGCGGGGCGGGAUCCGCCUGGUUUUUCAAUUGUGGGGACGUUGCUGAAGGAGUUGAAAGGGGAGGAGCUGUUUACCUUGCAGAGCGGGGCGAGGGUUACGCGGGUAGUCAAGGAGGGGGAGUGCGUUAAGGGGGUAGAGUAUGUUACUGUCGAGGGUGGAGGUGGACAGCAGGGCAAGGUGCAGACGCAGACGCAGACACACACGCUCGAUGGCCCGAUUAUUUUCGCCACGGGCGGCUUUGCGGGUGAUUCCAGAGGUAUGCUGGCGCGGUAUCGGCCGGAUCUGGCCAAUUUCCCGUCAACCAAUGAGGCGAGGGAAGGCACGCAGCCGAUUCUUGAGGCGGUGGGUGCGUCGGUGGUCGAUAUGGACUGCGUGCAGGUCCAUCCGACUGGAUUCGUGGAUCGCAAGGAUCCGGCUGCGUUGGUCAAGAUUCUGGCGGCGGAGAUGCUCCGCGGUGAGGGUGGGAUUCUGCUCAAUGGCGAUGGAAGCCGGUUUGUGAACGAGCUGGAGACACGUCAACAAGUUGUUGACGCGAUUGUGAAGUCGACACCUCGAAUGGAGACGUCUACGCGCCAGUGGGAUGUAACGCUCGUACUUGAUGGGAGUUCCGCAGCGGCAGCUGGCUCGCAUAUGGACUUUUACGUGGCGAAGGGACUCAUGCAGAAGAUGACAGUUGGUGAGCUUGAUUUACCGGCGGUGAAGACCCUUCAGGAGUAUGGCGAUGUUGUGUCCGGAAAGAAGAAGGAUCCAUUCGGCCGUAAAUCCUUUGGCCACUGGAAACUUACCGAAGUAAUGCCGGAGCACGAGGUUUAUACCGGACAGGUGACGCCUGUCAUUCAUUUCACGAUGGGAGGGGUGGUGAUUGAUGAGCAUGGCAGGGUCAUAGGAGCAGAAGGGACCCCGAUAGAAGGUCUCUGGGCUGCAGGGGAGGUGACCGGCGGUCUCCACGGCCAGAACCGUCUAGGAGGGUCAUCUCUUCUGGAGUGCGUGGUCUUUGGACGUAUAGCAGGGAAUGAGGCGGCUGCAUGGCACAAGGAACACUAUCCGGCAGCCCCUCCCUUGAGUGAUGAUACAAGGAGCCGAGCAUCAUCGUCCGCUCAGGGUCACGCAUGA
Messenger RNA from Aspergillus lentulus, 1512 nucleotides. It is a transcript of the gene frdA, whose product is annotated as putative FAD dependent oxidoreductase. NCBI's taxonomy places the organism in Eukaryota, Fungi, Ascomycota, Eurotiomycetes, Eurotiales, Aspergillaceae. The record is from RefSeq and is a predicted model, not a curated record. Gene Ontology annotation, molecular function: FMN binding; oxidoreductase activity.